Plasmodium fragile is the source of this 1344-nucleotide messenger RNA. RefSeq lists its product as uncharacterized. NCBI's taxonomy places the organism in Eukaryota, Apicomplexa, Aconoidasida, Haemosporida, Plasmodiidae. Gene Ontology annotation, molecular function: protein binding. The record is from RefSeq and is a predicted model, not a curated record. The coding region runs from base 1 to 1344 and encodes 447 amino acids. The transcript has a single exon.
AUGGAGGACGACUUUAACGUGGACGAGAACUACAUCAAGCAGCUGUCGGAGAAGUACAAAAACGCCGAGCACCCGCUCUUCAUGGAUGAGUUGCCGGCCAACAUUGAAGAAAAUGAAGACCUGCAUGCUCUCUACAAUUUAAUGAUCGACGAUGAAGACGAACUAAGUUUGGCCAAAAAUUUUAAACAAGUCGGAAACGACUACUACAAGGAUGGAACCAAGUAUUUUGAGGAUGCUAUAAUUAGCUACACCAAGGGAAUAGAUAUACUGACGAAAUAUUGGGAGGAUAAAAAGUUGGAGAAGCGAAAGGCAGAGAGGGGGAGUAAAUUGACAAAUGACAGCAGCAGUCACCCCCCAGAGAGGACAAAAAGUAACACGAAAAAUGUCGACUCCAAAAGUAUUAGCAAUGCGAUAGGUACCGAAAAAGGGGAAACCAGCCACGCGGAGGAGGCAGUCAAAUCUGAAGUUAAGGAAGACUCCUCGUCUGAUAGGAAGGACGCGGAGAUCAGCAAACCAAAUGUGUUACAAAGUGAAAGUGGUAAACGUAAUGACCUGCGUGAUGACGAAAUAAAGGGCGUCCUGGCCGACCUGCACAGCAACCGAGCAAUCGUCCACUACAAAAAGAAGCGCCACGUGAAAUGCCUGGAAGACUGCCGAAAGGCCUACGCCUUCAAUCAGACAAAAUUCAAAAGCGUGUACUACUGCAUCCUGUGUUCCUACCACUUGGAACUAUACAAAGAUGCUCACAUGUACGUUAACCAAUUUGAAGACAUGACCAAAUCAAUUGCUCUGAAAAAUCAUAUCAAUUUAAACGAGUACGAAAAAAUGAAGGAAAUCAUUUUUAAAAAAUACGAAGACAUUUUAAAAAGAAAAGAAAUAUAUGAAAAUGAAAAAAGAAAAGCGGAGGAAAAUGAAAAAAACGUUACCAAUCUUGUGCAAGAAAUUUUACACAAAAGGAACAUUCAGAUGGUUAAAAAUGUAUUCCAGCAAGCGAACAAUGUCAUCCCUGUGCUCUAUGUAGACCCAUCCAUGUAUAUUCACCUUACCGUUUUUUUGUUAUAUUUUGAAUGGGGAAUCAUGGAAACGAUCAUCGACUUUGCCGAGAAUCAAUCUCUCAUGGACCACUACGAUAUUGUAAAGAAGAACAAAAACAACAAUCUCCUUUUUUGCUAUAUCGAAUUCCCGGAUGAUGUUUUUUUCAUGAUUCAUAGCAGCUCCUACAUUUGUGAUGUGCUCAACAGGGCCAAAUUAUUUUCCCCCAUUCUGUCCAUACACAUUAUCGAGAAUGAGGAAGCCAACCGACAAUUCAGGAGUGGCAAAACGGUUAAGUCCAUUCCGCUGUGA